This is a messenger RNA of Trichoderma virens Gv29-8, 696 nucleotides long. RefSeq lists its product as uncharacterized. The transcript is spliced from 4 exons. The record is from RefSeq and is a predicted model, not a curated record. The coding region runs from base 1 to 696 and encodes 231 amino acids. NCBI's taxonomy places the organism in Eukaryota, Fungi, Ascomycota, Sordariomycetes, Hypocreales, Hypocreaceae.
AUGUCAAUGACAUACACCAUUACUUUCCAAAACGACCAUGGAAAUGACGGUCACUACGCAGUUUUUUUAGACCCUCCCAAGGUUGCUGGGCCUUUCAUCACUCCUGAGGUAUUUACCAAUGCAUGGAUAUCAACGUUUGUACGAGAUGGCGGCAGAUACGACAUUAGGACGACGGACGAGACAUUUGCAUGGUGCGGAGAAGCUCCAGAGCGGCCAUCUGUUGGCGUGACUGUUCGUGGCGGAGUCAGUCAACCAGCUCCACUUGGAUAUGAGAAAUAUGGAAAAACUACACCCGGCAGCACUUUCGAGAUGAUCGUGGACAGGGGUGUGCCAGACUUAAUGCCAAUCCCUAGCUCCGCCAGAGUGGCUGCAUACAAGAUCGACACAGGAAAUAGCCUUCCAGAUCUAAACGACAGACAUCUCUUCGGCCUCGGCAAGAUCGAUGGCAAUGGCUUGGUCACACCAGUUGCCUCGGCAUUGGCCACUAACAAUACGUCGAUUUGUUUGACGCCGAGCAUGAAAUUCUACAUCAGCCAGAGCAAUGCCGAGGCUGGAGAGAUUGUCGACUUCUCGUCUGUUCUGAAAGAGGCUGGCGUGAUUGACUUUAGCUCCGGGCCAGGUGCGGGCAAACACGGUGCAGCCAUUAUUCAUAGGGACAAUGGCACUUUUGAUGUCACGUAUCACGACGACUACUAG